Homo sapiens (human) is the source of this 1240-nucleotide messenger RNA. RefSeq names its product cytoplasmic polyadenylated homeobox like 2 (gene CPHXL2). NCBI's taxonomy places the organism in Eukaryota, Metazoa, Chordata, Mammalia, Primates, Hominidae. The transcript has 3 exons. Gene Ontology annotation, molecular function: DNA binding. The record is from RefSeq and is marked validated. Bases 11 to 1213 code for a protein of 400 amino acids. Gene Ontology annotation, cellular component: nucleus.
GAGUUUCGACAUGUCUUCCCAAGCUUUCCCAGCUGAAGAGGAUCAUCAUAAUGAAGAAAGACAAACAAAGAAAAAAAGAAAAACAAAACACCGACAUAAAUUUUCUGAAGAAUUAUUGCAGGAACUUAAGGAAAUAUUUGGAGAGAACGGUUAUCCUGAUUUCACCACUAGGAAAACACUGGCCAACAAAUUUGAUUGUCCGGUUAACGUGAUAAACAACUGGUUCCAGAACAAUAGAGCCAGACUUCCACCGGAAGAAAGACAAAGAAUAUUUCUUACUUGGAAAAAACACGAUUUCCCAGUCCAAGCCUGUCCAUUUUUAAGCCUCCAGGAAACCCAGGCUGCAGCUUCCAACUAUGCCACAGAGCAGAGUUUUUCCUGUGCCAAGAGGGCUCUGAUGAGAAGACCUGGUUGCUCCCUUCUGGAGAAACAGAGGAUUGCCUGUCAACAGAUGGGCUACAAUUGCUUCUCUUUGGAGAACCAAGAGACUCCCAGUCAACAGGUGGGCUCCAUGUGCUCUUCUCUGGAGAAACAAGGGAUUCCCAGUCAACAGGUGGGUUCCCAGUGCUCCUAUCUGGUCGCAGGUACUGAAAAGCAUCCAGGCUAUGCUUUGGAGUAUGGAGGUGACACAGGAAGUGAGCAUUCUACUGCCUAUCGUUUUCUCAGCUACAACUCUGCAGAAUGCCUUCAUCCUCCCCCAUCUUCUGUGCCAUAUUUUCAUGGAGAAAGGACUGAAACCAGGGAAAGCCAGCAUGCAAGUCCCUUCCUUUUGGAUUACGCUCAAGGUGCUUACGGGGUGAAGAAAGACCAUUGUCUUUGCUCAUUCUGUCUCUCACUGCUGCAAGAACAGCAGCAGAAUGAUUGGCAGUAUCACCCACAGCAGCACCAACAGCCUCAGAAUUACUCAGAGGGGAUGAUGUUGCAGGAACAGCUGCCAAUGGACUCGGGUCCUUGGGAUCUAGAGAAGCAGUGGCCCUCGGCUCAGUCACAGCUGCAGAGUCAACUGCCUCAGAAUAAUGGAAAGCCGUUGUGCUCUCAACUGCAGCACGUGCCUCCCCAAAUAGCUGCCAACUCACCCCUGCUGCCUCUGGGGCAAGAUAUGCAGGUAGGGGCUUCAAGCAACUCAGGACUCAAAUGCAGCAGUUUUAGGUUGAGGGGUCUACACGGGCCUGCCACAGGAACCCAAGGAUGCAGCUUUGCAAAGUAUUGCUAAGUAUCACAGAACCAUAGCCACAGGUCA